GUAAAAGCAUCCCCCAUGCAUGUCGUCGAGCAACCAUCAAAAGCGAGACGCGCACGGGUUUCGCGGCCACGUUGGCAAAUAGAGAAGAUGCCAUAGCUAUAGCGAGAAAUCAAACAUCUCAGACGUAAUCUUUCUUUACCCUCAUUUUAAACCCUUUCCUCGUCCUAUUUAUCCUUUAUUCGUUUCUUGCGUUCUUCGUUCAAAUCCCUCUGCUUGCCUCUCUCUCCCUCUCUCUCUUUUUCUCUUUCUCUCUCUCUCUCUCUCUCUCUCUCUUUCUCUCUCUCUCUCUCUCUCUCUCUCUAUUUAUCUAUUUAUUCUACCUAUCUAUCUAUCUUUCUAUCUCGCUCGCUCGUUUGUCUCGACGUUCAACCCCCGAUGGUGAAUCAAUAAUUAAGGUGACAAAGUGCGGUGAUUGCGCGAUCGUGUCGGUCCAAGAUGUCGGUUAAGAUGACGAGGUAUAAACAAGCAGAGUUCGAGGACGAGGACAGCAGCAGCAUUGGCUCUGUGGCAUUAAAUAGCGAAGGCAUUAGUACUUCAGCUACUCACAUUAGGUACUAUUCGGGUACAACGUUAUGGAGAGCAAGGAAUACUUUAGAGAAAUGUCUUUUUAUAAUAUGUGCUUGUUUGCUAUUGAUGGUAACGGUACUGUCGAUAGUAAUCAGCGGUAAAAGCAGUUGGAACAAAGGACAAUACGUACACGUCGGGGUUCACAGCGAAAAUGCUAGUUACUGUCUCACGGAACAUUGCGUGACGGUGGCAGCGACGAUUAUAAACAGUAUAGAUCAUUCCGUGAAGCCAUGCGAUGAUUUUUACGAGUAUGCCUGUGGAGGUUGGAUAAAAAAAAAUCCUAUGCCAGAUGGAAAGAGCACAUGGGGAAUAUUCGCAAAUAUGGAGCAGCAAAAUCAACUCGCGAUUAAAAACGUACUCGAGAAGCCUUUUAGUGAAAUGAAAUCUAAAGCAGAGAAAAAAGCAAAGAAUUAUUAUAUGUCGUGUAUGGACGCUAAUGAGACCGUCGAGGCGUUGGGAGCUCAACCUUUGCUCGAUCUUUUGGAUACUAUUGGCGGUUGGAAUAUAUCCGGUAACUUUAGCAUCGAUCGUUGGUCUCUACAAAAUAGUAUGCAUAUAUUGCAAAAUGUUUAUAACAUGGGCGGAUUGUUCUCUUGGGCGGUAAAUGAGGACGAUCGUAACAGUACCAGAUACAUAAUUCAGAUCGAUCAAGGCGGGCUCACUUUACCAACGGCAGAUAAUUACCUGAACGUGACCGAGCAUGGUAAAGUAUUGACGGCUUACUUGGAGUACAUGACUAAGAUAGGCGUGUUACUUGGAGGAGAGGAGAAUUCAACGAGGCGACAGAUGCAGGACGUGAUAGCUUUCGAGACAAGAUUGGCGAACAUUACGACGCCUCAAGAGGAACGUCGGGAUGAGGAGAAGCUCUAUCAUUUAAUGUCUUUGAGCGAAUUACAACGCAAGGCGAACUUUAUGUCAUGGGUGGACUUCUUCCAAAACGCAACGCGUAUAGUUAAUAAGAAGAUAAACAGUAAGGUGAUGAUCGUUAAUUUUGCUCCUGAUUUUUUCGCUAAGUUGACGAACCUGGUACAGGAAUAUAACAAGACGAACGAAAAGAAAAUAAUACUGAAUAACUAUCUGGUUUGGCAGACCGUGAGGUCCCUGACGGUGUUUCUUUCGAAGCCAUUUCGCGAUGCUUACAAAGUCUUGAGGAAGGCUCUUGUUGGCUCGGAAGGGAGGGAAGAGCAAUGGCGCUAUUGUGUUACUGAUACAAAUACUCAGAUGGGAUUCGCUGUUGGUGCUAUGUUCGUCAGGGAAGUGUUUCAUGGGAAAAGCAAACCUAUGGCAGAACAAAUGAUCGAUGAGAUACGUCGAGCCUUUACGAAGAAUUUGAAGAAUCUUGAAUGGAUGGACGCUGAUACAAGGAUGGCGGCAGAGCAAAAGGCUAACGCGAUCACCGAUAUGAUCGGUUUUCCAGAUUUCAUUCUGAAUCCUAGCGAUCUCGAUGAGCGAUAUAGAGAUCUUUUGAUUAAGCCAAAUGAAUACUUCCAAAAUAAUAUAAGGGUGAGCAAAUACACUUUAAAGAAAGCUCUUGAGAAACUUGAUCAACCGGUAAACAAGUCCGCUUGGAUCAUGUCGCCAUCAAUGGUGAAUGCUUAUUACACGCCAACGAAAAAUCAAAUCGUAUUUCCCGCUGGAAUCCUUCAGAGUCCUUUCUAUGAUAUGCAAAAUUUUGAUAGUCUUAAUUAUGGUGGCAUUGGCGUUGUUAUGGGUCACGAACUCACUCAUGCUUUCGACGAUCAAGGUAGGGAAUACGAUUUGCAUGGAAAUUUGAAUAGAUGGUGGAACAACGAUACGAUAGAUAGAUUCAAUAAUAGAACGGAAUGCUUUGUGGAGCAGUACAAUACGUAUGAGGUACAAGGUCGUCACGUGAAUGGACGUCAAACUUUAGGAGAGAAUAUCGCCGAUAACGGUGGACUCAAAGCAGCGUACCAUGCUUAUUUAGCAACACUUAAAACCGAGAAGGACCAAUUGCCGUUUCCUGGUCUUAACCUAACGCAUCGUCAAUUGUUUUUCGUUAAUUUUGCCCAGGUGUGGUGUUCUGCUGAAACUUCUGAAUUGACAGCUCUCCAAAUUGAAAAGGAUUCUCACUGUCCACCGAAAUAUAGAGUAAUAGGACCUCUGACAAAUAUGGUUGAGUUCUCAACGGAAUUCGAUUGUCCAAUAGGUUCGAGAAUGAAUCCGGAGGAGAAAUGCGAAGUUUGGUAACGUGCCGGAAUUAGGAGCGAUUCAAUGUCGAUCUCGUUCGAUGGAAUCUUUCUUGUUGUAUGUAACGCUGUGUGAUCGUCGAACUUCCUUUUAGAAAAAUAUCUUGAAUGUCAAUCGACGAAAGAUUCGUCUCAACGCGGAUUUGAUGAAAUGAGCUUCUAUGUAUCAUCAUCAGGAUCAUCGAUAAUAUUCGUUCUCUUUUUUUGCAAAAUUUUUCAAUGAGGAAGUUACGACCGGUCUCGUAAGAAACAUUUAAAAUUACGGAAAAUCUUGUAAUUUUGGUAUAUAUAUGUACGUCGGUACAAAUCGAAUAACGAAUGCUCCGUUUAUAUGGUUGACGAUAAUAAUCUGUAUCUAAAGAUGAUUACUACUACUUCCAUGCGAAUUAAAUUCGUCCAAUGGUAUUCCGAUCCUUUUGAAUCGUUGAUUGGCUGUGAGCGGAUUGGACGAUCGAAUGCCUAAAAUUCCUUAGUCGAAAAUCGACGAACUAUUAUAAUAACGAUAGCUUCUGUCUGAGAAGUGUCUUGCAAUUCAACGAUUCGAACGUAUCGAGUAGUAUUCACAUAAUGUUGGUUCUACGAGAAUUUGGCUAUGAUUCGAGAUAAUAGAAUGGUUUUGAACUUAGAGAAUCGAUAUGAAAGUUGGCUAAGGACCAUUUUAAUGAAUUAUUAGCGCUUCUUAGUCAGGUUAUGUUUGAGAGUUACGUUAUAAGCUCGAGUAUUUCUCAAACUUUUUACUUUUUAGUGUAUUUUCGUCCACGGUUCAUCGAGAUAAAAUCGAUCCAAGAAAAUUUUUUAAACGACGACAGAUCCUUUUUCACUUUUAUACUCGAAAUGAUUCUCGGUGCAUUAGAACACGCGAAAAAUGGACUUCUUCGAUUCUACUGCUUUAUGAGUGAAACGACUUUUAACGUUCAUAAAAAAUAAAAUAUGUGUAUAUAUACUACUAUCGCGUAUACUAGUUCUGUGAUUCUCCUUCGCGUUUACAAUUACCUAAUUUUCGUAUAUCACGUACGUUCUAUUUUUUAUUUUAUUUUUCUCUUAUUUUACUUGCUGUUAUAAAGAUUGGUCAAUUUUUCUCGAGAUAUAUUCGCUCUUGAUCGGACCCAGCGAUCGAUGUUGUCGAUGGACCGAGGAAGAGACAUAUCAUUACGGUGCCAUAAUUUCUGCAGGUAGGAUCUAGUGUUGUAUUUAAGAAACUUAUUUUAUGUAUAAAGCUAAGAAUACUUAUAUCUAAUAUAAAGUAUAAACGAGGUUAGGCAAUUUGGUGAUGUUGGAAAAAUUUGGAAGCUCACAUCUUCGUAAAAGGUAAAAAUAAGAAAAUAUUUUUGAUUGUAUUAUUCGAGCAUUUUCAUUAUAGAGGUAUAUCUCAAUAAUACAUACAUACGGUGUUUGAACGAAUCAAAUACACGAUUUUUUCAUGUAUAAAAUAUGAACGAUUGCAAAAAUAACGAAAUGGUACGUUUAUCAAUGAUAGCGUAUCUUUUCUUCGCAACAAAAAAUUGAUUCGAUCUCUACAUACAAGAGAAGAUUAUUUUAUCAAUUCGAAGUAAGCCAUGAGAAAAUCGUUGUUUGUCAAUAAUUGUUUUAUUGCUACACAUUAAUUAACAGGUAGAAUGCAUCACAAGGAAAAGAAGUAAUGAAUAUUCAUGCAAUCGAUCAAUUUUUACAUAGAUUUAUUCCAAAUAAAUAGUUCCUUUAUUGUUAUUUUCUUCAAAUAAUUUUUUUCGCGAUCAGAGGAAAUAAAAUAUAUAACGUACAGAAGUUAUUCGAGAAAUAAAUUAUUUUAUAUCGCGAGAGCUUAGAAUUAUCGGUAAGUAGAUCGAACAGUGAGAAAGAGAGAGAGAGAGAGAGAGAAUUGAGAAGACAGUAUUAAUACAGUACCUAAUGAUAAAUCCAUAGGCGAUAGGUGGUGUUUAUAAUGAAACAGCAAUAAUCGAUUACGUGGGAGCCAAAAUGAACAAAUGAUAACUAUAAAUAGUAAAAAUCAAAUAGUGUGGUGAUACUUCUCGGCUUGUCCACGAUUAUCGGUUGUUGCAUAUUUGGUACGAUGGUUGAUGCAUUGCUGGAUGAAGGAUGAUAGUUACUAAAUAGCGAUAUUAUUCUAUUUGUGCAGCGAUGAUUACUUAUCUGACGUUCAGAGUAAAUUAUAUGUAUGACUAGCGGCGUAACUUACAGAUACGUUAACAGGAUAUCGAGGAUAUUUUUAUGCUUAAUUAAUUAUAUCGUUGAUUCUAGUCGGUAAAAAAGGUCACUAAAAAUUAUAUAUAUAUACAUAUACAUAUAUAUAUAUAUAUACACAAGUACACAGACACACAUAUACAUAUAAAUACUUACUUUCAGCCGUAUUUGUACAUUGCCAUACAAGUUUUAAAGAAGAAAUAAAAAUAUUAAAUUGUGUGUAA
This is a messenger RNA of Vespa mandarinia (Asian giant hornet), 5179 nucleotides long. It is a transcript of the gene Nep3, whose product is annotated as M13 family metallopeptidase neprilysin 3. Gene Ontology annotation, molecular function: metalloendopeptidase activity. The record is from RefSeq and is a predicted model, not a curated record. Gene Ontology annotation, biological process: protein processing. Lineage: Eukaryota; Metazoa; Arthropoda; Insecta; Hymenoptera; Vespidae. Gene Ontology annotation, cellular component: plasma membrane.